GCGAGAGAGAGAGAGAGAGGAAACGACUUCUUGGACAGAUAAGGCGGGAGAAGCAGAAAGAACAAAAAGAUGGCGAAACUCCCAUCAGCGGCUUCCAUCAAUCUGAGUGGGCGCCUUCCUCCUCCAUUACCGCUUCCCUCCCUUCUCACUCCCAAUCUCAUCAAAUCUAACAAGGAGCAGAGGCAAAUAGCAACUUCAGCUGCGAAAUCCGGUGGAGUCUCGCUGAACUCGAUCCUCAAAAGUUGUAAAACGUGCAGCGGAAAAGGUGCGAUAGAGUGUCCUGGGUGCAAGGGAACCGGGAAAAACAAGAAGAAUGGAAACAUUUUCGAACGGUGGAAAUGCUUUGAAUGUCAAGGGUUUGGGCUGAAGAGCUGCCCCAAUUGUGGAAAGGGAGGCCUCACCCCGGAGCAAAGAGGAGAGAGAUAGUCUUUGGAAGAAUAUCUUGUUGACCACCUUGCAUCUGCAAUUCCUAUAUUGCUACUCGAACUUGAUCUGUAGAAUUUGAGUUCAUUGUAGCAGUUGAGGUGAACUUUGAUCAGUAGAUUUCGAUGUUUGUGGGAAGGUAGAUUACCAUUGUACUUAAGGCUA
Messenger RNA from Rhodamnia argentea, 588 nucleotides. Its product is annotated as protein PHOTOSYSTEM I ASSEMBLY 2, chloroplastic. The transcript is spliced from 4 exons. Bases 70 to 426 code for a protein of 118 amino acids. The record is from RefSeq and is a predicted model, not a curated record. NCBI's taxonomy places the organism in Eukaryota, Viridiplantae, Streptophyta, Magnoliopsida, Myrtales, Myrtaceae.